Messenger RNA from Solanum verrucosum, 520 nucleotides. RefSeq names its product protein EARLY FLOWERING 4. The record is from RefSeq and is a predicted model, not a curated record. Bases 1 to 384 code for a protein of 127 amino acids. The transcript has a single exon. NCBI's taxonomy places the organism in Eukaryota, Viridiplantae, Streptophyta, Magnoliopsida, Solanales, Solanaceae. Gene Ontology annotation, cellular component: nucleus. Gene Ontology annotation, biological process: positive regulation of circadian rhythm; entrainment of circadian clock.
AUGGAAGACACCUUUAAGCUCCAUCGUCAAACCCUAGCCAAACCUCAAUCCCUCACCACUAACGACCGCCGACGCCCUCAUGACAACGGAGACCUUAGUAUAGAGGAAGGCAACUCCGAGAUGUGGAACAACUUCUCCAACAGAUUCCGGCAGGUGCAAUCGGUGUUGGAUCGGAACAGAUCGCUGAUACAGCAAGUCAACGAAAACCAUCAGUCCAGAACCAACGACAAUAUGGUGCAGAACGUGAACCUCAUUCAGGAGCUUAAUGGCAACAUUUCUAAAGUUGUUUCUCUCUAUUCUGAUAUUUCCACCAAUUUUUCAACCAUGUUUGGUCAAGAAAACGACGCCAUUAGAGACGAAACCAAAAGCCGGAGACACCACUGAUGCUUCUCUUAAUUUUAUUUUAUCUUCUCCGAUCUACGUACCAUUAAUAGUUUUUAACAGUUGAUGUUGCUCAUACUCUUAUCGAAAUGAAAGUAUAGUCGAAUUUAUGCGUGUGUAUUUCAUAAGCAUGUUUGUA